Messenger RNA from Branchiostoma floridae (Florida lancelet), 2710 nucleotides. Its product is annotated as neuronal acetylcholine receptor subunit alpha-9-like. Bases 498 to 1889 code for a protein of 463 amino acids. The record is from RefSeq and is a predicted model, not a curated record. Gene Ontology annotation, biological process: monoatomic ion transmembrane transport; regulation of membrane potential; chemical synaptic transmission. Lineage: Eukaryota; Metazoa; Chordata; Leptocardii; Amphioxiformes; Branchiostomatidae. Gene Ontology annotation, molecular function: transmembrane signaling receptor activity; acetylcholine-gated monoatomic cation-selective channel activity. The transcript is spliced from 10 exons. Gene Ontology annotation, cellular component: neuron projection; synapse; postsynaptic membrane.
UGCUGUCACCUGUUAUGUAGCCCCAUAAUGCCGGGCAGGCUAAUUAAUUAAUGACUGCAUUCUGUACCUGCAGAAAUAAGACCACACAAUACAGGCACAGGUCAGACUGGUCGGUUUUUAGAUAUUUUCCAUCGAAGUAAUCUCACAUACAAUGUCACAUUAUCUAAAAACAUGCACAUGGAAGCGCAUUUCCUAACCACAUGCUAAAAUUUAGACCGUGGGCGAUGAAUAAGGUUGUAUUUGCCUCUCUAUAUCCGUUGUAAUAACUGCACAAACUACUGCAACCCAGAAACAACAUGUUUUAUUGCAAACAGAGGCACUUAGGCAAAAUUAGUUUUCAACGUCAAGAUCAUCAUGACAACUGCACUCCGAUAUUGUUAUUGACAAUGCAUUAUUGGCAUUCCAAAUUAGCUUGACUCCAUGGUGCCAUAUAAAAGCAGCUUUGACAUUGAACGCAGAGUAGGUGACACCGCGACAGUCACGGCCACAAAGUGACCAUGGGUGUGAUCUGGUGGAGUAUCUGCUUCUUCCUUGGGCAUGCAGCAAUCCAAGGUGUAAUUUCCAUUCCGAUACAACAAGAAUUACUGGAUAAGUUGUUCAAAACUAACGAGUACAACAACGAGGUCCGACCAGUGAUGGAUGUCCAUGAAGCUGCUGUCGUCCGUAUCACCCUGACCCUGGAGCAUAUCAUAGAUAUGAAUGAGCACGACCAAGUUCUUCAGACUAAGAUGUGGAUAGACAUGGCAUGGCAUGACGGCAGACUUGUGUGGAACCCUGAUGACUACGGCGGAAUGGUGAACAUGACCAUCAAAGCAGGGGAUGUUUGGAGGCCUGACAUGGCCCUGUAUGAUAACGUUGAUCAAGGCUUCAGUGGCUGGCCAGUCAAUGUCUUGCUGCUGCAUCACAACGGGACGGUGACAUGGGCCUUCCCCACAGUCCUGUCCACCAGCUGUAAUGUGGACGUCUCUGGCUUCCCGUUCGACGAACAGCACUGCCACUUCAAGUUCGGCUCCUGGAUGCACGACGCCUCCAUGCUCAGGAUUGACGAUAGCGUCAAAAGUGGGGAUCUCUCGCAAUUGAGGGAAAGUGCCGAAUGGGACGCACAUUCAUUCCCAGCGGAGUUUCGUAAGAAGGCUUAUGGCGAGAUCAUUUACGAUGAAAUCAUUUUCCAUUUGAUCAUGAAGCGGAAAUGGCCCUUUUACUUCUUAAACCUGAUGUUCCCUUGCUUCAUGCUGGCCCUGUUGGCGACACUGAGCUUCUACCUACCGGCAGAGUCAGGGGACAAGGUUUCGUUUGGAGUGACUGUGCUUCUGGCUCUCGCCGUCUUUCUCCUCAUGAUAGCAGAGGACAUGCCACCGAGUGAAUCAAUUCCUUUGAUAGGCUGGUACGUGAUCGUGACUUUGGUCCUCCUGUCCCUGUCCCUGUUGCUGGGCUCCAUUGUGGUCAACCUGAGCAUCUGUACCGCUGACACCAAGCCUGUCCCUGCCUGGGUCCGUCGCCUCGUCCUCCGCUACAUGAGCCUCGUGCUGUGCAUGGGGGAUCUGAGUGAAUGUCGCGUUGUUGAUGAAGAGCAGAAGUCAGUGGAGACCGGGAAGAGGAUUCUGGAUGAUAGAACCCUGCAGGUGCUUCAGAUCAACACCCGAGAGGAAAAUGGCCCGGAAGUGAAGAAAGCAGAUGGUGAGCAUCUCCCGCUGAACGGUGGAAUGGAGGAGCUGCUGGAUCUGGUGCGGAGUAUCGCUAACCGUCUGGAGGAGGAGAGGGAGGGAGAGGCACUGGAGAACGACUGGAAGCGUGUGGCCCGCGUAUUGGACAAGUUCUUCAUGGUUCUGUACCUGUUGACUAGCGUCACAGUCAUUGUGUUUACUUGUGUAGAUGGUAUGGCUGGCUGAUCCGUCAGUCAUCUACUGUCAUAAACAUAUUUUGAAAGCAUGGUAAUGAUCGCAUUAUUCUCUGUGUGUUGUCCAGACGAGAAUGUCUGUUUUAGGACGGAAAUGCCAGGCUUGUUAAAGCUGAGUUAAAGUUGAAGGAAUUAAAAAGAUUCAUUUGAAACAAAUGUGUACAUGUUUUAACUAUGCACCCUGGAUGUGCAUAUAUGAAUAACAAAAUGCAUGGUUUAAAGAUAAGUUAGAAAUGACAAUUGGACCGUAGCUUACUCACAGUGAUACCUGACACGAGUGGGGUCUAGUGUUGAUGAUAUAUUCAGAGGACUUGCAAAACCAGUUGGCAUAGUCAAAGCUCUUACAGGGCUCUUACAUUUACACUUCGCCAGGUAUCUAUCUUCUGUAUCAUUAUGAAAGCCUAUAUGAUCCAAGUAUCUCCAUUGGAAUCCUAAUUCGAACCUAGAACGUCUGCUUAUUUCACUUAUAUUUUGGUCAAAACGUAUUAGUUGAUAUUCAAUCUUUAAUUUCAACGGGGAAGGACUCAUGCUCAUCAUACUAUAAACUAUAGUUAUUUAGGAUCGAACCACCAAGAAUUGUAGUGGGGCAUGUAAUGAAUAAGGAAUGAGGGGGGUAAGUGUAAUGAUAUUAAUAUAUUACGCAGCAUAUUACAUGGUGAAUAGAUAAGCCUAUACAUGAGAUGACACAGACGAACUAUAAACCAAGUAAAAAAGCCUUGAUGAUUCAACGAACAUGAUUGUGCAACUUGUUUACGCAUGACAACACCAUAGCCGACUGUAGAAUUAUUUCACAAUAUGAAGACAAUAAACUAG